AUGUCCACCUGCCUUCUCAUUCCCCGGGCAUUGCUGGCAGCGUGUCCCUUGCCGACAGCCGUAGAGAAACAGAAAGGCAUGGCAAAGCUCAUGAAGAAGGCUCGCAAUCAACUCCAUGAUGUUCGUAAUGGUAUCGAAGUCGGCGGAAAUGCGGAUCCGGGCGGGACCGACUUGAUCUGUUAUCGCUCGAGCAUUAAGCCACUCGAGGCCGGCCCAUUCGAAAGUGCAAUACGGCGUAACCGAACCUCCGAAGAAGACUGUGUCGAGACAUUGAAGUGCCCGGCCCAUAAUAUGAUGAUGCUGCCCGCCUCCAAUGCUGCCGGCUGA
Messenger RNA from Zymoseptoria tritici IPO323, 327 nucleotides. RefSeq lists its product as uncharacterized. The coding region runs from base 1 to 327 and encodes 108 amino acids. NCBI's taxonomy places the organism in Eukaryota, Fungi, Ascomycota, Dothideomycetes, Mycosphaerellales, Mycosphaerellaceae. The record is from RefSeq and is a predicted model, not a curated record. The transcript has a single exon.